Messenger RNA from Aspergillus lentulus, 402 nucleotides. NCBI's taxonomy places the organism in Eukaryota, Fungi, Ascomycota, Eurotiomycetes, Eurotiales, Aspergillaceae. The record is from RefSeq and is a predicted model, not a curated record.
AUGGAGUUGUAUGGCAAGUUUGCGCCAGCGGGGACCGAGGUUUCAGGCAAUCAGUGGAUCAUGCAGCGGGACAAGCAGAUGUAUGGGGAGGAUGCGGAAGAGUCUAAGCUGGAGCGUUGGUUGGGUGCUGAAAAGGCUAAGUUGUAUAAUAAGUAUAGCUUCACAUUUGACUACGGGGCGCGAGUGUGUCUGGGAAAGGAUAUUGCCAUGAUGGAGCUGUACAAAGGGCCCUUACAGUUCUUUCGGCGAUUCAAUGUCCAGACUGUGAGCGACAAACCGCAGACUCGAUUCGUGAUCCAAGAGGUGUUGGUUUCUAUCGCGAUCUAUGGCUGGCAAUUGAUCGUCGCCUUCCAGAAAAAGGCGUUAAGUGACACUACCACUGAUCAGCAAAAACUCGGUUGA